Molecule: messenger RNA, 2006 nt
Organism: Gavialis gangeticus (Gharial)
Lineage: Eukaryota; Metazoa; Chordata; Crocodylia; Gavialidae
Product: UDP-glucose 6-dehydrogenase-like
Exons: 12
Coding region: 37-1518 (493 amino acids)
Biological process (GO): glycosaminoglycan biosynthetic process
Cellular component (GO): nucleus; cytosol
Molecular function (GO): NAD binding; UDP-glucose 6-dehydrogenase activity
Source: RefSeq, a predicted model, not a curated record
UGUCUCUCUGGGACCUAGACCAGCUGUGUUGUGAUAAUGGUGCAUGUGAAGUGCAUAUGCUGCAUCGGUGCUGGCUAUGUUGGGGGCCCAACAUGCAGUGUCAUUGCGCAGAUGUGUCCGGAAAUUGCUGUCACAGUGGUGGACGUAAACGAGGAGCGGAUCCGGGCAUGGAACUCCGAUCAGCUGCCCAUCUUUGAGCCUGGCCUGCAGGAGGUGGUGGAAGCCUGUCAGGGGGUCAACCUCUUCUUUUCCUCUGAUAUUGACAAAGCUGUGAGAGAGGCUGACAUCAUCUUCAUAUCGGUGAACACGCCCACCAAGACUUUUGGCCUUGGUAAGCGGCGAGCAGCUGAUCUCAAGUACAUAGAGGCAUGUGCCCAGCACAUUGCAGAGGUGGCCACAGGAUACAAGGUUGUGGUGGAGAAAAGCACGGUGCCGGUGCGAGCAGCAGAGAGCAUCCAACGGAUCUUCAAUGCCAAUACCAAGUCCAACCUGUCCUUCCAGGUACUCUCUAACCCAGAGUUCUUGGCGGAAGGGACAGCCAUUGUGGAUCUGAAGAACCCAGACAGAGUCCUGAUAGGAGGGGGUGAAACGGUUGAAGGACAACGGGCAGUCAUGACUCUCAGCAGCAUCUAUGAGCACUGGGUCCCCAAAAGCUGCAUCAUCACCACCAGCACAUGGUCAUCAGAACUCUCCAAGCUGGCUGCCAAUGCAUUCCUGGCCCAAAGGAUCAGCAGCAUUAAUUCCAUCAGUGCCCUUUGUGAGGUGACUGGGGCUGAUGUGGAGGAGGUGGCACAUGCCAUUGGGACUGACCAGCGUAUUGGGAACCGUUUCCUUAAGGCCAGUGUAGGUUUUGGGGGCAGCUGUUUCCAGAAGAAUGUUCUCAACCUGGUUUACCUCUGUGAGACACUCAACCUGCCUGAGGUGGCUCAAUACUGGCAGCAGGUGAUUGAAAUCAAUGAGUAUCAACACAGGAUGUUCGCUUCCCGCAUUAUCAGCUGCCUCUUCAACACAGUCACGGACAAGAAAAUUGCACUACUGGGCUUUGCCUUCAAGAAGGACACAGGAGACACCAGGGAGUCCUCCAGCAUCCACAUCAGCAAGUACCUGAUGGAUGAGGGAGCUCAGCUGCACAUCUAUGAUCCCAAAGUGAAGAAAGAGCAGAUCAUGCAAGACCUGUCCCACUCUAGCACCUCUAUGGAUGGCCCGGAGAGAGUGUUGAGCCUGGUCUCCAUCGCUUCAGAUCCCUAUGAAGCCUGUGACAAUGCCCAUGCCAUUGCCAUCUGCACUGAGUGGGACAUCUUUAAGGAGCUGGACUAUGAGAAAAUCUACAAGGCAAUGCUCAAACCGGCUUUUAUCUUUGAUGGAAGGAGAAUCCUAGACAGUUUGCAUGAUUGGCUGCAGCAGUUAGGUUUCCAGGUGGAGACGAUUGGGAAGAUCAGCCAGAGAAUCCCAUUCACAGCAAGUGCCAUAUCCAAGCUGGACCUACAGGCUCCCCCCCUAAAGAAAAUAAAGAUUUAACCCUGUUGCCUGUCACAUGGUAUGACAUGGAAUGAGACCCUGGGCAGAGACUGCAGCUGCAUGCAGGGCCUUCUCUGGCUGCAUGACUCAGGCACUGAUGCACUGCCUCCUACCACACUGCGGCUGAUUCCCAUCUGGCUAGGCUCUUCCCUUCACAACUGGCUCAGCCCAGCGGAUCUCCUGGUGGGACUACAGCCCUGGCUCUGCAGAGGGUAGAAGUAGCCUUUGGGCACCUUUUUGUUUGUACCAUUAGUAAGAUCUUUUACUUUGCCCUUUUAACCCACUGCUCUCCACAUGGUUUUUUGCCCACAGUGAGCACUCAGCACUGUCCCCAUUCCUCCUGCAGCUCCCAUGUGGGACAGGGUGGGUGUGGGCCAGGCUGGCAGUAGGAGCCAGGCUGUUGGUAGUAUCUGACUCCCCUGCUUAUUCCUGCUCAGGAAGGUUCAUUCCAGACUUUCAUAAUAAAAUUACAUUUGGCAGCCUCUGAC